Molecule: messenger RNA, 1629 nt
Organism: Symbiodinium sp. CCMP2592
Lineage: Eukaryota; Dinophyceae; Suessiales; Symbiodiniaceae
Source: the annotation of a GenBank genome assembly
AUGGGUCUCGCGUUCACGAAGAUAUGGCAGCGCAUGAUCGGGAAGCAGGAGAUGCGGAUUUUGAUGGUCGGCUUAGAUGCAGCCGGUAAAACCACCAUUCUCUACAAGCUGAAGUUAGGCGAGGUGGUCACCACCAUCCCUACGAUCGGCUUCAACGUGGAGACCGUGGAGUACAAGAACUUGUCAUUCACCGUGUGGGACGUUGGUGGCCAGGACAAGAUUCGCCCCCUGUGGCGCCACUAUUACCAGGGGACGAAUGGCCUGAUCUACGUGGUUGACAGCAACGACCGGGAUCGCAUCGAAGACGCACGCGAGGAGCUCAACAAAAUGUUGAAUGAAGACGAGAUGCGUGACGCGGUGCUCCUGGUCUUUGCGAACAAGCAGGACCUGCCGAAUGCGAUGACCGCAGCAGAAGUCACCGAGAAGCUCGGGCUGCACAACCUGCGACAUCGCCAGUGGUUCAUCCAGUCCGCUUGUGCUACCACAGGAGACGGUUUGUACGAGGGUCUCGACUGGCUCUCGCGGUGGGCCGAACCCAAGGCAGAAGAGCUUCGAAAGGCGAUGCUCGAGGUCGUGGCAGGUGGCUCCGAGGUCGAGGAUCGCACCGCUCGCGCCUGCCAGGAGGUGCACGAUCACUACACCAUCGACUUGCUGGCUGCGGAAGCGAUAAAACUCUUCGAGACGACUGCUCAGCUGUCCUUGAUACCGGGCGCUGCCGAAGGCCUGGGCCCUCCGCCAGCCUUUUGGGGAAGGCAAAAGAAGCAGAAAGGUUCCAUGGAGUGCUUCAAUGGCCUCUUCGCGAAGCGGCCAAAGCUCGUGCAGCUGCCCGUGACUCCGGGCAAGGUGCCCAUCUUCGUUAUGCUGCAGCUCGACUGGCUCUCCGAUGACGGCCAGGCGCUGCGGUACAAGGAGGAUCUCAAGCGCCAGUUGACGGCUGCCAAGACGGCCGGGCUCAAGGGCGUGAUGGCCGACGUUUGGUGGGGCCUUUGUGAGCCAAAGCCAGAGGACUAUCACUUCGGUGGUGCCCUGGAGCUCUGUAACCUUUUGAAGUCGAUAGGGCUGGAGCUGCAGGCGGUGAUGUCCUUCCACCAGUGCGGUGGCAACGUGGGCGACUCCGUCAGCUUCCCCCUUCCGGACUGGUGCCUGAACAAGGCCAAGAGUGGAGGCUUCCUUUACAAGAGCAAGUGGGGCGUAACUUCCGAAGACUGCCUCUCUUUGUCCGCGGAUCGGCAGCAGAUUUUCCCGACCGCGGCCGGGGGCACGCGCACCGCGCUCCAGUGCUACCAGGACUUCAUGGCCGCAUUUCUCAAAGCCAUGGGCAACCAUGUUGGGUCCACCAUCUGUGAGCUUCAGGUUGGUAUGGGCCCUUGCGGCGAGCUGCGCUACCCAUCCUACCUCAUGUCGAACGGCUGGAACUGGCCAGGUGUGGGGAUUGCCAUGGCCUACGACAAGGGCAUGCUGCAGAUGCUCAAGGAACAGAGGGUGUUGUGCAAGAAAGUCCAUGUGAGUGGCCAACGUGCUCACAGAAUUGACGCUUGCUUUUCUGGACACAGGCCUACAGUCUUCAAUCUAGCAUCUUCAAUUCUUGACACAGUGUGUCGUCGCCCUGAUGGGCGUAAGCAUGCUUAG